Leptopilina heterotoma is the source of this 1522-nucleotide messenger RNA. RefSeq lists its product as uncharacterized. NCBI's taxonomy places the organism in Eukaryota, Metazoa, Arthropoda, Insecta, Hymenoptera, Figitidae. The transcript is spliced from 3 exons. The record is from RefSeq and is a predicted model, not a curated record. The coding region runs from base 369 to 1397 and encodes 342 amino acids.
GAUUAACAGUGACCUCAGCAUUCGCAUUUGUGAUAACAAUAGAUGCAUCAUCAUGCUCUUUGAGAAUAUAUUUAUAUAAAUAUUUAACAGACUUGAUACUCGAAACUAUUUCUACAUUAAUAUGGCAAUUAAAUAUUUCUGAAAGUUUAGGGCAAUACGGAACAACAUUAGAAUUAUAUUUCAUUUGCCUCGUUCCUUCGAUUACAACUGUAGUACUUCCAUCGUUGAUGCUAGAGGCCACUACGUUUAGAGUUAGAAUUUUUCCAAGUCCCUCUCCCUUGGCCCUUCUCUUCGUUUAUCUUCAUAUUCUUUCGUAGUGCGCUGGAGGUCACACGUGUUUCUCAAUAUUUUCAAUUUUCGAAAUUAAAAUGGUAAAGCGAAAAAGUGUUAGCCCGGUAGAAGUGGAACAUUUAAAGAAACAGUUUAAAUUAAUACAAGAAACUAUGAAAAAUGUAAUUGGUGACGCGAGUGAUCCAGAAAGUGAUGUGGAUAGCAGUUCCACCGAGGAAGUGAGAGAUCAUCUCAGCGAAGACGAGGACCCCGAAACUGAUCCCGAUCGGCAGUCAUCAAAGGAAAAUGACAAUGUCAAAGGUGAAGGCGACCCUUCCACCAAAAAACAGGAGGAAAAUAAUGGUGAAAUACCAAUGAACGAAGAAUUUGCAGAAAUUUUCGGUUUAGAUCCUAACGCUUCAAAAGCGAUUGAAUCAAAAUUGCACUCUGGCAUUUUGAGUAGAUGGAAAUUUUGGGCCUCAAAAGGUCAAAAAGCGGAUGAUGUCGAAAAACUCCUAGAAAAAUAUCAAAGUCCUACAGGGUUAGAAGAGCCAAAACUCAACCCUGAGAUAUUAUUAAAAUUAGCCAAACACUCAAAAACUCGAGAUAGUCACAUGACAAAAAGACAAAGAUUAAUUGGUGCAGCAUUAACGUCUUUAGGAUCUGCAAUGUCGUCUUUGAUGGAUGAUACCGAAAGUAUCGACAAAUUGAUCUUUAUGGAGAGAAUGAAUGACAUAGGAAAAAUCCUUACAGAAAUUUUCUAUAGUCAAACGAAGUCUAGAAUAGCUUUCAUUCUAGCGGGUCUCGAUAAAGAAACUAAGGCUCUCUUGGAAGACAGACAAACUGAGGAAUUCCUAUUUGGUAAAAAUUUGUCUAAAAGGAUUAAAGAAGCUAAAGCUAUGGACAAAGUAGCCUCCUCCAUAAAAAAGCAAUUAAAACCAAAAAUUCCUGUGACUAAAAAUUUAAACUACAACAAUCAACAUCCAAAAUGGCCAACUCCGAGCACAUCGGGAACUCAACAAAAUUUUCAAAACAGACGUCUAUACUUCAAGACAAAGCAGCCAUUCAACCCAAGGGCACCAUAUCAAGGUCAAAACAGACAGAGAAACCAGCAGCGACCCAAAUAAAUGACCAAAAUGCACCCUCAGGCUCAGCAACUAUCUUUGAUGGCAUGCAGAGUCUCAGGAAGGCGUUCAUAAAUAAAAACAUCCCGACUGAAUCAAUCGACAUUAUUUUGUCAUCUUUGGCACCA